GCCAACCACAGAACUCAGACUCAUCUGCAGCACAAUUAAGCUUGCUGUUUAUAUCCAUACCUGAAACCGGUUCUAUGGCGCACAGCACUGGAUCCGAUGACAGUGUUUGCCAAGGAUUCGCCCUCACUACUCAACAGGAGAUUGCUAUGGCUAAUUCAUAUCAAUAUAACUCUUCAGAUAAUCAGUUUUUGUAUUUUUCAUACCUUCGCGACGAAGACCACCACCAAUAUAUUGAUGAUGAUGAUGAUGAACAAACUGCAUAUAAAAGGGCCUUGAAAGAGUUUUCCCAGCUUCCACCACUCCUCGGGUUGAAAAUCACUAUGACACCUGAAAUGCUGCAGCCAACCAAGACAAGCCAAGUUGCAGCCAAUAACAAGGUUGAGAAACUAAAGGCUGUGCAGUUUCCAAUGGAUAUGCUCAGGAUCGGCUAUUUUAAGAUUGAGGCUAAGUAUCCUUAUGAAUUGGUAGCUAAGUGUUAUUAUGCAAGACAAAAAUUGAUCUGGGAGAUAUUACAUGAUGGUUUGAAGUUCAAGAUUGAAAUACACUGCCAGAAUAUAUCGGCCAUUCGAGCUGUUAUGGAGGAAAAUUCACCUGGAAUACUGGAAAUUGAGCUAGACAAAGUACCGUCGUUCUUUCGCGAGAUUGAUCCAAAGCCUAAAAAACAUACUACGUGGACUAUAUCUCAUGACUUCACCGAUGGUCAAGCUUCAGAAUACCGGAGGCACUAUCUUCAAUUUCCUCAUGGAGUUCUUGACCAACACUACAUAAAGCUAUUGCAAAGCGAUAAUCGAUUGUUAGAAUUGAGCCUAAGACCUUUUCCUAGUUCACAUUUUGCUUAUUUUAGUUCACAUUUAGAUCAAGGAACGACUCAAUUUUCUUUUGGUCAUGAUCCACAUGCCAUUGCCUAUACCUACUCCCUUAUGCUCUGAACAUGUCCUUUUGUAUUUCUCCAUGCUUCAUAUUUCUAAAUGAAAAAAAGUUAUUUAUCUUUUUAAA
Messenger RNA from Glycine soja, 996 nucleotides. RefSeq lists its product as uncharacterized. The record is from RefSeq and is a predicted model, not a curated record. Bases 75 to 929 code for a protein of 284 amino acids. Lineage: Eukaryota; Viridiplantae; Streptophyta; Magnoliopsida; Fabales; Fabaceae. The transcript has 5 exons.